Plectropomus leopardus (leopard coralgrouper) is the source of this 1654-nucleotide messenger RNA. RefSeq names its product dickkopf-related protein 1-like. Gene Ontology annotation, molecular function: receptor antagonist activity; co-receptor binding. Gene Ontology annotation, biological process: multicellular organism development; negative regulation of canonical Wnt signaling pathway. Lineage: Eukaryota; Metazoa; Chordata; Actinopteri; Perciformes; Serranidae. Gene Ontology annotation, cellular component: extracellular region. The record is from RefSeq and is a predicted model, not a curated record.
AUGUAUAAAGAGAUCAUCCCAGGACUGGGAGUCAGGAGGCUCCGAAAGCAUCGUGCCGAAACUCUCUGGAAACUUGGAAUCGGGAUUCAAGGCCGCUUUGGACUUUGUCUUACAGACUCCUUUUUUUGCAAAACAGAGGGAUUUUUCGUGUUUUUCGUCGCAGAAGAAUUUAAAGGGAAGAUCAUGCAGAUACCGCCCGCGCAUCGCUUUUUGGCUGUGUAUCUCACGCUGUUUGGAUACCUUGGGGAGGUCUACACCGGGACAGUUCUGGUGAACUCAAAUGCAAUCAAAAACUUGCCCGGUGUCACGGGAAGCAAAGGCGUCGACUCUGUCAGUCCAAGUCCACGAACCUCUCCCUCCGGUGGCACGGGGCACAAAUCACCAGCAGACACCUUGCAGCAGUCAGGUGUUUGCACGGAUGAUGAAGACUGUGGAGGUGAUGAAUUCUGCAACGACGCCCGAGGCGUCUGCCUGCCCUGUCGUAAGAGCCGGAAGCGUUGCGCACGGGACGCAAUGUGUUGUGCAGGAAACCGCUGCAGCAAUGGUGUUUGCCAGGCAAAUGACAUGGAUGGUACAGAUGCAUCCAUCACCACUGGCUGGCACAAAAACAACAGCUCCAUGGAGCAUCAUGCCAAGAAACCUCCCACUGCCCAGAGCAAUCAGCCUCCUGCUGUUAAAGGCCAGGAGGGGGAUACUUGCCUGAGAUCUGCAGACUGCUCCGAGGGUCUGUGCUGUGCCAGACACUUCUGGUCUCGCAUCUGUAAGCCUGUGCUGACUGAGGGCCAGGUGUGUACGCGCCACCGCAGGAAAGGCACCCACGGUUUGGAGCUGUUCCAGCGCUGCGACUGUGGCGAUGGUUUGGCCUGCCGACCGGAGAAAGGGGAGCAAGAUCACAGUGUCAGCAGGACUGCAGCCCGGAACCUACACACCUGUCAGAGACGCUGACAAAAAAGUGUGGACACACAUAGACACACACACACACACAGAGAGAGCAAACCCAUAAAUCAGUCACAGACACUUCAGCCUUGCAUACACCAGAGAUGCUGACACACACACACAGACACACACAGAGACACCUAACACCUAAGACAUCCUUUCCUGCCAAAGUUGCUGACACAAACAGCACCCGGAAGGAUAGACAAGAUUCCUGGAAAAGUGAUACACCCAGAGGGAUGCAACAGUGCAAGAUGGACUGAUCCAAUUCCCCAUCAACAGAUGAGGAGUUGAAACUUAGGAAGUGACAUUUCAGAAGUCUUGGGAAGAUCAAUUCAUGUCGUCGGUAAUGGCAGAGCUGUUUUGUUUCUCUUUUUAUGGAACUUCGAGCCUCAGUUAUUGCAGUAAAUUACUGUAUUGUAAAUAUUAUCCUGAAGGUGGCACUUAAAUGAGCUAUGGAAUCCUGUCAACACCAGUAUUAUAAAGACAUGGUGCUGCAUGCAUUGUAAAUUUGCUAUUCUUAGAGCUAUAUCUGAAGCAUCUGGUCUUGCUUUAAAUUCUUAGGGAUGUCUCGGAUGACAGGUGAAACAUCUCCAAGAAACUUGAGCAAGUCCACUUGUUGAUGAUGUAGCACUUAGAAUUACCACGACCUGGAUGACCGAGAAUCUUCACCAACAACAUUGUAAAUUUGUUAUAUAUAGUAUUUUAUUAAAAAAUGUUA